This is a messenger RNA of Nicrophorus vespilloides, 1196 nucleotides long. Its product is annotated as post-GPI attachment to proteins factor 2-like. NCBI's taxonomy places the organism in Eukaryota, Metazoa, Arthropoda, Insecta, Coleoptera, Silphidae. Bases 96 to 932 code for a protein of 278 amino acids. The record is from RefSeq and is a predicted model, not a curated record. Gene Ontology annotation, biological process: GPI anchor biosynthetic process. Gene Ontology annotation, cellular component: Golgi membrane; endoplasmic reticulum membrane. The transcript is spliced from 5 exons.
UCUUUUUUUUAUUAAUUUUCUCUCUUUCUGUUUGUGCUCGACUUUGUGUGUGUGUGUGUCUGUGUUAUUACUUUCCCCUUGUUUCUUGUACUACGAUGGUGCAUAACAAUGAUGUGGGGGAUGCCUCAAAAGAACCCCAAAUGACUGCCGCCGCAAUAACUGUGCAUUACUCGCUAAGUUUCAAAAAACUCUGUAUGGUGACUGUGGCUUGUCCAUUCUUCGCUUUAGUCAUCUGCUUCAUCACCGCUUACAUUUAUCAGUACGAUGAUAUCCAUGAAACUCACUGCUGUGUGUACAACAUUGUGCCAUCGAUUAGCGCCAUCACAGGAGUCAGUCCACAGAGGUAUCUGUGGAGGGCGAGUGUUGCAGUGCAUCUGGGACCCAGGUACAUCAUUGCGGCUGCUUACAGAGCCUACCAGGUGAACUGCAUCAAUGACAAGGCCUCGGCGAAGUUGCAAAAGCAAGCGCGGUUGUGGUUGGACGCGGCUUUCUGGUUGAACGUGGUGGAGGUGACCGCCUUGGGCGGCGUCACGUACAUCUCGAACGUGGAGAACUACCCCGUCCACGAGAAGCUCUUCAUCACGUUCAUGGUGACGAGUCUGCUGCAUAUGGUAGCAUGCAUCGAAUCGCUGAAAUCGAUAGCGGUGACCAACGAUAAUCUGGACAACGUCGAGAAGGAGUUGCGCUACAAGAAAACGCUCUUCGUCGUCUCGAUAGCCUUCACGGUCGGAAUGAUCGGCUUCUUCCUGAAACACAGGCUCCUCUGCCACGAAAUGGCUUUCAGCUGGUUCGCGAUUUGCGAGUACAUCGUCGCGACCGCGAACAUGGCCUUCCACUUGACACUAAUCUACAACUUCCCCACCGAACAUUUGGUGGUCGCGAAAGGGCUGGCAAUGAUACCGCAGCAGCUCAAAAACGAGAAAACGCAAUAAUGAAAACGAUCCUCGACGGCGACGCCGCCUUCUACUAUCCACUCCAAAAUCCUAGAGCGAGCGAGUGUGUGCGUGAGUGUGUAUAUAUAUACAGAGGAAAAAAACAAAUUAUAUAUAUAUAUACUAGUCAAUUUUUGCCAUCCCGAUUUCAAUAAUAUUUCAUAAGGCUCAAAACGAGUGGGCCGCGAGUCCAAGCAAAGUGCUAUAUAAUAUAUAUAUAUAUAUAUAUCUUUACAUUAUUAACAAAAGAACAAACAAACCAAA